UGAAAUAUCCAAGCCAAAAAAGAUCCAUACUUAAAGGGCUUCUUAAAUAAGAGAGUGGCAACAAACAUGGAUAUUUACAGAGAGUUAUAGGGUAAAAUAUGUCCAUUACUCCUUUUUAUUCUUUUUUCAGGAGAGCAUCACUGUGAUGAAAAUACAUGGCAACAUUUUCUUAAAUUAUAUAUUUGAAACUAUGAUUUGGGCUUAUGACACCAGAAAGAGUAUAUCAACAUUAGUAAAGAAGAAAAUGGUUAACCUGAAUGUGUAAACAUUAUGAUCUGACUUGGGGUUCAGAUUGAAUUCUUGUGAUGUAAAUACUAACAUACUGAUGGAUGAAAUGAGGUAUAUAUUAUUCCAUAUAUUUUGCCUGCACUUCUGUAACCAAUCAUAGAGAAGGAAGAGUGAUGAACAACGAAUCACAGAAAAAGCAAUACCAGUAGCUGGAGAGUAAAAAGCAUUGAGAAAAGUAUAUGUAUGUGGACUGAGUUGUAUGUGAGGCAACAAGUGAAGUUAAAAUAAUUUUUUCACAGCUUUUACUUUGAACUAAUCUCUCAAAUUCAAUAGGAGAUUAAAUCAUUCAUUAUAUUAUAAAAUGAUAGGACUAUAGCAUAUAGCAAGACAUAAAGAUAAUUUCUAUUAAAAAAGAAAUUGAUAAUAAGAAAAAUUGUCAAAUGACAGUUUAAUAGUGUAUAUAUUAUAUUCUUUGAAGAAUAUUUUUGAUAGUUUUGUGGAUAGAUUAUACAUCAUAAAAUGACGAAUUUGACAAAUCUUGAUUUCAAAGACAACAAAGACUUUCAAAUAUUUUUAGAGAGCAUAAAGAUUUUAAAUCAAAGUGGGGAUACUAGAAUAUCUCUAGACAACAUACAAAGAAACUGCAAUGAUUAUAUACUGAGUAACAGCAAUGUGUCAUCUUUAAGUAACGUGACAUUUACAGAUGAACAAAUCGAGGUACUGGACAAGCUUUACCAUGCACUUUAUUGUUUCAUUAUUCCAGCUGUUUGUGUGUUUGGAUUUUUUGGAAAUAUACUUAACGUUAUAGUUUUUUCAAAAAAGAGAAUGUGCAAAACUUUGGAUGAUAUAGAAUAUUGUACAACAAUUUUUCUGAUUGCUCUAGCAAUCUCAGACAUGAUGUUUUGUGUUUGUACAUUCCCACAAGCGUUUGACAACCGAGCUAUAAGGGAGUAUGAAGUAGCAGACUUUAUGGUGUAUUAUAAGAUGUACUCUAACUUUGCUAUCAGUACUUUCAUCCUGUCCAGUACUCUACUUACAGUACUUACAGCAGUUAUGAGGUAUACAGCCAUCUGUCAUCCAUUCCAUUCCAGACAAUUCAUUUCAUUUCGCAAAACUGUUGUUGCAAUUUUGUUGCUAUUUUUCUUCAGUGUGCUGUUUAACUUUCCAUACAUCUGGCGUUUUAAAAUGACUACAUCAAAAUGCCAGCCUUCUUCAAAUUAUGUACAACUUGACACUGGAGAUUUGUUCACAAAACAAAAUUUUGUUUAUACACAUAAACUAUUGUGGGCAAUAAUUGGUAACUUCAUACCAUUGUUGUUGUUACUGUACUGCAACAUCCGACUUGUAAAAGCUCUGCACGAGAGUCAGAAACUUCGACUUCUUCACAGUAGAGAUAACGCAGGAUGUCUUUCUGCACAUCGCCGUAUAAACAUAACACUUAUUGCCAUUAUUAUACUGUUUUUUAUCCUUGUGGCACCAUCUGAGAUCACAAAAUUUAUUUAUUUUUCUCAUUCCAAAAAUGGCGUGGAAAGGCAGUCAUAUGCUUACAUUCUUGUGUCAAUGAUAACAAAUGCACUACAGAGUAUAAAUUUCUCUGUAAACUUUGUCCUCUAUUAUGUCAUCAUAGCACCUUUUAGAAAGACAAUUCAUGAAUUUGUGUGUGUGCUAAUGUCAAGACGAGGGACAAGAGAUUCAACAAACAGUCCAAAACAAACAUGUAUAGUUCUAACUCACAAAGAACAAAGACGAGCCUUAAUAUAGGCAACUUUGCUUUCAAUCAUAGAUCAUCGAUUGUUGUUAAUUCAAACUGUGUAUAUUCUUACCCUUGCAUAAAUUUUUGUCCUACAAGGUCUUACAUAUAAGGAGCAUAGAUUUUUAUAAUGAAGCACCAAGCUAGGUUUGACGGAAGGGAAUUGACCAGAAUUACAUGAAAUCAUUACAACUUAUGAAUACCUUAACAGGUAAUAUGUAAGCUGUCAAAAUACUACAAUUCUUACAUUAAUCAAAUUAUAUGUGGAAUACUGAAAGUUUUAGUAAAAGUCAAAAUAAAUUAAUUCCUUUGAAAGCAUACACAGCUUGAUACUUGAUUCCAUUGCAAAAAGACAAAAGUGAUAGUAAAGGUAAUAAAAUAACUAUAUGAAUGAGGUAGCAAUGAACAAAACACAAUGUACAUGAACUCAGAUAAAUUGAUGCAUACCUUAAUUAUUCUAUUAUAUAUCAAUAUUUAAAGACGAUUCUACAAGUCAAAUUGCUAUUUACUAUGUAAGAUUAAACAGCUUUCUGACUAUGUCUGAGAGCUAUAUUGAGGACGUAACCAUUUGAUCAUACUGUCAAAAAAAACAUAUACCUCAACCCAACUAAUAGUUUUCUAUUGGAAUUAUUAAAUGUUACAAAAUGAUUUAUGUUCAGUGCAAAUGCAAGAAUAAUUAGCUAGUAAUGAUCUACUUUGUGAAAAUCUCCAGGAACUAAUCUUGUUAUCAACACCUGCUUUCUGUAUGUUUAAACAUCAAUUUGUUUCCCACCUGAAAUAUUUCAAAGAAAUAACAAGGAGCCUCAGGUGCUUGUCAUUUUUAAUUUUAGUUCUAUUCUGUAAAAUCUAACCUCACAAUGUACAUCACAUGUAACAACGCCUUACACUUUCAAUGUUUUUAUUUCUUAAAUAACAUGCUUGUUUUAGUUUCUAUAAAUAAUCUCUUUUGUUGACUGUUUUGUCAGUGUCCAAAUGACUGUAAAGUAUUUUAGAGCUAUCACCGUAUGAUAUCUAACCACAUGAAGUUUGUGUAUGUUCAGAGUUAUAGCCCUUUUCCUCUCAACAGUUAACUUUGAUAAAACAUGUAGUUACUUCAACUAACUUUGAUAAAACAUGUAGUUACUUCAACUAUGUGAAUACUUUCAACAUAAUUUUCUUAUAACUAUCCCAACAAAUUAUCAUGCUUAUUAAUAAUCACAUUAUAAAUUUAUAAAAUGUUUGUUUGUUUAGUUUUAUGGGCACCAACACAGUAAGGUCUUAUGGCACCGAAACAGAUGAUUCUGGCUAAACUUGGGUGUUGCAUACUUAAGGUCAAAACCACCUCACCUGCUGGAGCUAAGCAAUGCAUAGACUCCAGUAAUUAGAACCCAUUUAGUUGUCUCUUAUGAUCCAGUGUCUGCAAUUUUUAUGCCUCAACAAUUAACGACAAGCCCUCAGCCACAAGGGGCCUAUAAAAUGUUAAAAAUUAUCAAAAAUGUUGUAUAUACAUCUAUUAAUGUUGUUUUAUUUUUAAAUAAAUCCGUUUUUGAAUACAUUGUACAUGUAUUAUCAUUCUAAUUUUUUCAUUCAUAGAAUAUUGUUGUUAAAUUGUCUUUCAUAUUUUUCUCCUCUUAAAAUUGUAUUCUAUGUACAUACCAGCAUGAAUAAGGUAUAGUAUUUUACUGACUUUUGAGAGACCAGUUUUGUGAAUAUCAUUUCUAUCAAUAAAACAAUAAUAUUUACCUAGCACAAUGAUCAGUAAUGAUAUAUUAUAGCCAAAUUAUAGAACUUUAAAAUUCUCCAACAUUUAAUCUUCAAUAUCAAUCAAAAUUGAAUAUUUUUCAAAUGACCUUAUGCAUUUUAUAUCAGUUUUACUGAACUCUCUGUGAUAUAUCUAUAUUGGUAUUUUUCAUCCAAAAUACAGUAUAUUUUCUGAUCAUAUAACACUUUUUUUUAUAGAUAUCAGUAAAUAAUUCAAAUUUUUAUUUUUUUUUGUCAAUUAUAAUAUGAAAUUCUCCUUACAAACACAGCCACAUUGGGCUCUCAAGUCAGUAUCAAUACAGUGACCCCAGCUUGAAUGACAAUUGUGCUUCAAUUGUGCUUUAAUUAUUGUUGUACAAUUUCAGUCAUAGUUUAUUGUUAACAUGUUAUUAAACCUGUAUAAAUUGUUCAUCAUUUUCAUGAUAUUAUGUUAUAUAUGAUAAACCAUUUACAUGUAAAACAUCAGCAUAACUGUGUUAUAUGAUUGACUGAUAAAUGAUCAAUUAAGAUAAUGAACAUUUUGUGCAUGUUGUUUUACAAUUUUACAGUUGUCAGCUUCAGUUGUUACA
Ruditapes philippinarum (Manila clam) is the source of this 4287-nucleotide messenger RNA. RefSeq names its product FMRFamide receptor-like. The record is from RefSeq and is a predicted model, not a curated record. The transcript has a single exon. Bases 748 to 1989 code for a protein of 413 amino acids. NCBI's taxonomy places the organism in Eukaryota, Metazoa, Mollusca, Bivalvia, Venerida, Veneridae. Gene Ontology annotation, cellular component: membrane. Gene Ontology annotation, molecular function: G protein-coupled receptor activity. Gene Ontology annotation, biological process: G protein-coupled receptor signaling pathway.